Messenger RNA from Coregonus clupeaformis (lake whitefish), 1935 nucleotides. RefSeq lists its product as uncharacterized. Lineage: Eukaryota; Metazoa; Chordata; Actinopteri; Salmoniformes; Salmonidae. Bases 818 to 1477 code for a protein of 219 amino acids. The record is from RefSeq and is a predicted model, not a curated record. The transcript has 6 exons.
CUUGGGAUCUAAAGUACUUAUUUAGAAGGUAACAAAUGUUCCUACACACUUAGAAAGACAAUGUUACAAGUGUACCGCCACUUGACUUACAGACGACGUUCCAAAAUGUAUUUCUAUCAUUCUGAUUGUAACGUUAUAUGAAGACAAACCAUAGCUCUAAAUGUAACGUUAUGAAAUAUUCCUAGGAUAUCUCCAAAAUAACAUGAUAUUCAGAACCUUUCAUGGACUACCAAGGAACGUUUUUAAUGUUCCCAUGAUGUCUGUAUAGCGAAGGGAUAUUUAUAACCUCUAUAAUACUUAUUAGAAACGUUAUGAAUGUGCCUAUAAUGUCCCAAACGGGCUAUGACAUUCAGUACCUCUGGAAGACUUAAGGGGAAUGUUACAAAUGUCUCAGUUAAGUUCCUUGUUAGCUGGGCUACAGUAGCCUACAAUGGCAUAUAAAUUAAUAGCCUACUUGAUGGCCAACUGAUGCAAAUGUAGCCUAUCAUUUUCCACAUUUAAUGUAAUUUUCAUUGUGGACGUUUUCCCAUAACAGAAGCAUGCUAGGGAGUUCCAUAACUUCCAUUUCCAAUUUCCACACUUGCAGCGCUCCAGAUCCUAGAACUGCGCAUGAGUAAAACCCUUUACUUUAAAUCACCUCUGAGCGAAUUUAUCUAAAGAGUAAAAAAAAAUGCGGACAUAGCAACCGUGCUUUUGUCACAAUAUUGCAAGUGCAGAGAGGAAAUUAUGUCUCAGUUUUGUGGUUGUGGUGCAGAAUGUGAAAGAAAUCCCAUGCUUCUGCUUUCUCUGUUGAGUAUAUGACUUCGAUUGGGGCUCAAUGGAGCUGGCUGAAAGGUACAGCAUUCCAAUGAAUGACUAUGAGGAUGCCACAGGGUUACAGACCCGAGGUGCAAGGACACCUAGAACAGAGGACAUCUACCAGUCUCUUCAGUCUCCAAACAUAACAUAUAGACAGAGAGAGGCCAGGCCACAUGACAGGAUGCAAUGGAAAACAUUUGUGUCCCCUCUGCUCCUCUUCAAUGCACUUUUACUGAUGAUCAUUCUGGUAAUUGUUGGAGUUCACUAUUCCCAUUUCACCGGGGCAAUAUCAUCUGAAAAUGGAGAUUUCAGACAGAAUGAAGAAAUGUGGCAUCUCUAUCACAAUGGGUUCUAUCUAUUCUGGCAAAGUGUGGGGGAUUGCCUAACUGCUGAUAGCUUCUGUCAGCAGAGAAACGCCACUCUGACCACAUUACAGCCACAUAACAGGGUUUGGUUGUUGGCCAGGGCCAGAGGACAGCAGCUUUGGGUCCUUGAGCUGAGGGAUAUGACCGAGUUGUCUGCAGAUGGUGCCACAGAGGAGGAUGGUGAAUAUGGUGAUGAUUGUGCCCUCCUGACUGGUGACCCCACCCAGGCCUCAAUGAGCCCGGGCCACAGGAAGAGCAAGGGGUGGGUGUGUGAGAGGAAGGCCUCUCCACCACAUGUAUCUGGAAAUCAAUAAGAUCCAACCUAUUCCAUUCAGGGAGGAUAUCAACUUUUCCUUGAAUUUUUUUCACUUUUUAGUCACGAUGUUAAUUGUUUUUUUAAUUCCCUGAACAAUGUCCUCGUUUUAAUGACCAAAAUGUAUUGCUUAAUUUGGGGAGUUACAUUGUUUGAUUCUAUCCUGCAUUGCAGGGCAAUUGCUUGUGUCAGUGUACACAAGAGGGCGCUAUGUAAUUGUAAAGAUUCAGUAAAGUCUGCAAAGAAAGAGCCAAAAAUGUUGUUCACAGGAGAACAUUACUGAAACAUGCACACGUUUUCUUUACAUGCAGAAGGAGUCACUGACCUGUAGAUCAAACCAUAAGCUUGCUAGGCUUCUCAUCACCAUUCAAAGGAUGGCUGAAGCACUACAAAAUGUAGCUGAAACAUCUGUUUACAUCUGUUAGAUUAAUUUGUAUUUUAAGAAUAAUGACUAAAGGA